AUGUUCACACUCUACCUUCAUGAUACAGAUGGCAACACACAAGAAAUCGUUGUUUCUCCUUCAGACCCAAUAAAGAGAUUAGAUAUCAACUUCAAGAAUGGACAAAGGCCACACAUCAUUUUCGAUAAUCACCUCAUCGUAAGUGACUUCACAUUCUCAUUCUAUGGCAUCAAGAAUGGCGACCACCUCUACUUAAUGCCGAAUACAACAGGCAAGUCAAAUCAGAUGACCAGCCCAUUUUUGCCUGAAAGAUUCAACGAAGCCCAAAAAAGAUUCAACAUGGCUCAGAGCUUCCAUCCAGAGUCUGACCACUCUUUCGUUCUUGAGAGUGUUAGACUGAAAGACCAGUACUUCAACAAAAUCGAAUCUAACUACUACCUCAAUAGAGCUGUAAUGGCUAGAACCUUUGAGGCCGAGCAGACUGUUAGAAAGAUCAAACAUACAAAAUUAAUCACAGAUUUCAAAAAAUUAUCGAAACCAUCGACAACUGCUCUUCCAAAGUUCUGGUAA
Molecule: messenger RNA, 510 nt
Organism: Trichomonas vaginalis G3
Lineage: Eukaryota; Parabasalia; Trichomonadida; Trichomonadidae
Product: ubiquitin-like family
Exons: 1
Coding region: 1-510 (169 amino acids)
Source: RefSeq, a predicted model, not a curated record